Messenger RNA from Myzus persicae (green peach aphid), 2807 nucleotides. RefSeq names its product zinc finger MYM-type protein 1-like. Gene Ontology annotation, molecular function: protein dimerization activity. The transcript is spliced from 6 exons. The record is from RefSeq and is a predicted model, not a curated record. Bases 168 to 2807 code for a protein of 879 amino acids. Lineage: Eukaryota; Metazoa; Arthropoda; Insecta; Hemiptera; Aphididae.
AUAUCUAUGAUCUAUCAGCUAUCCGAAUGUUAUUUCACUUAUCAGUUCUGUGAUAACAAAUAAAACUAAUUAAUAUUUAAUAAAAUAUGUUAUUAUGUUCAUAAGUGCUAUAUGUUUGCAAUAGCCAAUAAGUUCAACAUUUUUUAAAUUUUAAAUAAUUAUUAACUAUGGAGGCUACAAAGAAAGGUAUUAAAAGAAAAAGCACUAUUUUAUCAUACUACACAAAAACACCUAAAGUACAAACUGAUAAUCUCGGCGAAAAUGACAAAUUAAAUGAAACGGAAGUGGUAGUAUCAUUAGCUGAAUCUGCAUUAACUCCAUUCAAUCACAAUUCACAAUCCAUGUCUGAACAGCACAAUGAAAAUAACAAAUUAAUUGAACCAUCAGCAUCUGCUCUUCAAACAGUUAUUACUCCUACACAAAUAGAUAUUGGUUUAUUUAUUGGUCAAUUUGAACAGCCCACGUCUCAGGUUAACUCUUCUCAUCGGUAUAACAUUUUAAAGAACACAUUUAAUCCUGAUACAACAUUUAAGUUUCCUGGUAGUGGUAAAAGGAAUCUUAAAUUUCAAAUUAAUUGGCUUAGUAGAUGGAAAUGGUUGGCUUAUUCAGUAUCUUGCGAUGGUGCUUUUUGUAAAUAUUGUAUGUUGUUUUGUCCAAAAGAAGUCAACACUCAAAAACUAGGUCAACUUGUCUUCGAAAAAUUUAGUAAUUGGCACUGUGCUGUAGAAAAAUUUAAUGCCCAUCAAAAAACAAAUUAUCAUAUUACUGCCACAUUAAAAGCUCAUGAAUUUUUGUCUGUAUUUGAAAAUAAACAAGAAAGUAUUGCUGUUAAACUUGAUUCUAAAUUAAAAUUAGAAAUUGAAAAAAAUAGAAAAAUGAUAAGACCAAUAAUAGAAACAAUCUUACUCUGUGGUAGACAAGGUAUUGCUCUUAGAGGACAUACAGACAGUGGUCCUAUUGAUUUAAGUUCUUUAUUCCUAUCCAAUAAUGAGGGAAAUUUCAGAGUUAUAUUAAAAUAUGUUCUUAUGAAUAGCAAAGAUGAAUUAAAAAAUUGUUUUGAAAAUCUUCCAAAAAAUGCAACUUACAUCAGUCCUGAUAUACAAAACGAAAUUAUAAAUGUGAUAAACAGUUUAGUUAUUAAGAAGCUUGUUACUAAAAUAAAUCAGGCAAAAUGCUUUACAAUCUUGGCAGAUGAAACAACGGAUGUAGCUGGGAUAGAACAAUUUUCUAUGUGUGUUAGGUAUUUUGACAAAGAUACCAACAAAAUAAGAGAGGAUUUUCUUCAAUUUGUACCAGUAACAGAUAUGAGUGGAAAAGGUUUAGCUCAAGUUUUGCUUGAAUGUCUUGGAAAUUUAGGAAUUAACUUAAAUUAUCUCAGAGGCCAAGGGUAUGAUGGAGCUUCUGCCAUGCGAGGGCUAUUCAAUGGAGUGCAAGCAAUAAUAAAACAAUCUUACCCAUUAGCUUUAUAUAUACACUGCUGUAGUCAUUCAUUAAACUUAGCUAUAUCUGAUGCAUGUGAUGUAAAAUCAAUUCGUAAUGCUGUUGGAAUUAUUCAGACAGUUUGUAGUUUUUUUAACACGCCUAAAAGACAGGCUGUUUUGCAAAAUUCUGUAGAACAAAUUGCUCCAGAUUCAAAAAAAACUAAAUUAAAAAUGUUAUGCCCAACAAGAUGGGUUGAACGACAUGAAGCGAUAUUAGUAUUUUUAGAACUUUUUGAUUCAAUAAUUGACUCUUUAGAAACCAUUUCAACAUGGAUUGAUAGAGAAACAUCUUCAAAAGCAAACAGUAUACUUUUCUCUUUAAAACAAGGAGAAACUCUACUUUCCAUACACAUUCUUGCAAAAGUGUUUUCAUUAAGUAUGCCAUUAAGUCGUCAACUUCAAAAAGAAGAUAUAGAUUUGUCCAUAUCAAUGGAACUUGCAGAUAAUGUAAUGAGUGCAGUAUGUUUGUUGCGUACUAAUGCUGCAGAAGAAUUUAAAAUAAUAUACAGUGAUGUUGAAAAAAAAUGUGAGUCAUUGGGGAUUAUAAUUUCAAUACCUCGACUAGCUAUAAACCGGACAAAUCGUUUAAAUAUUUCAACAGAAUCACCUGAAGACUAUUUUAGGAUUUUGAUUUUCAUACCUUUUUUAGAUAAUUUUUGUGAACAACUAAAUGACAGAUUUUUGAACCAUAAAUCAUUAUUAAAACAAUUUACUUGUUUAAUAAAUGCAAAUGAGAAAAACGAGACUGAAUUUAAAGAGCUUUUAAAGACAUAUUCUGCAGAUAUUGAUGCUGAUGAAGUAUCUGCAAUUGGCGAGUUUACAAUAUGGCAUCAUCAGGUGAAAAACAAAAACCCUAAAAAUGCUACGGAAGCAUUCAUUAAUUGCAAUGAAGAAAUAUUUCCUACGGUUCAUCAACUUUUAAAAAUAUUGAUUACUUUACCAGUAACCACUGCAAGCAGUGAAAGAUCUUUUUCCUCAUUACGGCGUUUAAAAACAUAUUUGAGGAACACGACUGGAUGUAAAAGAAAAAGACAAGAGCCAACAAUUUUUAAAGAUUUUGAUGUCACUGCAACCACAAGUGCUGAACAUUAUAGUAUCGAUGAAACUAAUGAAACCAUUGAAGGUUAUUUUAAAAAAAAUGCUUUCUUUCCUGUAUUUGAUGCUAUCUUGGUAAAUCUGGAAAAAAGGUUUUCUCCUGAAAGCCUAGAAAUGGCUACAGCUGUUGAUCAAUUUUGUCAACUUAACUUUGAGGAAAGUGUUUUUUUUGUAGAUCACUAUAAAGAUUUGAUGUGUGUAUCUAAAGAUUUAUUGAAGUCAGAAAAUUAA